Messenger RNA from Fusarium poae, 1443 nucleotides. RefSeq lists its product as uncharacterized. The record is from RefSeq and is a predicted model, not a curated record. The coding region runs from base 1 to 1443 and encodes 480 amino acids. NCBI's taxonomy places the organism in Eukaryota, Fungi, Ascomycota, Sordariomycetes, Hypocreales, Nectriaceae. The transcript is spliced from 4 exons. Gene Ontology annotation, molecular function: flavin adenine dinucleotide binding; N,N-dimethylaniline monooxygenase activity; NADP binding.
AUGGUCCUGGCAGAUAAACUCGACGUUCGUCGCAUUGCCAUCAUAGGUGCUGGCCCUAGCGGCCUUGCAGCUGCCAAAUAUCUUCUCGCAGAAAAGAAGUUUUCCAAAGUCCGCAUCUUUGAGCAACGCGCCACAGCAGGCGGCGUCUGGAACUACACACCUCUAGCCCGCGAACAGGGCUUCUCAGUUCCCAGAACCCAACCCAGUUAUGCGCCGGACCAAGCCCUUUGGCCCAAUGAGCAUGGAGACGUAGAGUUCAUGUCUCCUAUCUAUGACCUCCUGGAGACCAACAUUCCGCAUUCGCUCAUGAGUUACAGUGAUAAAGAGUUCCCACAGGGUUCAUCUUUGUUUCCUCGCCAUAGCGUUGUCCUACAGUACCUCAAAGACUACGCUCAGGAGAUCACUCCUCAUAUCUCAUAUCAAACUCAGGUCUUGAACAUUGAGAAGUCGAGGUCAGAUCGCUCACAGCCAUGGUUAGUUGAGGUGCUCGACCUGAAGUCCAACAAAGUUAUCAAAGAUGAGUAUGACGCUGUUGUGGUGGCAAGUGGACAUUACAAUGACCCUUUCAUCCCCGACAUCGCCGGGCUCAUUGAGUUCGAUAAGAAAUAUUCGGGGGUCAUUUCACACUCCAAAUUCUACCGAAGACCUAACGACUUUAAGGACAAGAAAGUCAUUGUUGUUGGUAACUCUGCAUCUGGCGUCGAUGUGAGCGCGCAACUUGCCAGUGUUGCAAAGCACCCCAUCUUUGUCUCGGAAAAGGAAAAAUCGACUGUGGUCGCCCCUGCAAAAGAGCCAUGGGCAACCGGUGUUCCUGAGAUCGUCGAGUUCCUCCCCGAGCAGCGCGGUGUCCGCUUCGCCAACGGCCAAAUCGAGAAUGACAUUGACGCUGUGAUCUUCUGUACUGGCUUCCAUUAUUCGUACCCUUUCCUCAAAUCUCUCGAUCCUCCUGUAGUUGUACCCGGUGGCGGACAUGCGGCACAUCUUUGGGAACACAUUCUCUACACUGCAGACCCAACCCUCUCGUUUCUCAGCGUUCCGCAAAGAAUCGUCCCUUUCCCCGUAGCCGAGGCACAGAGCGCUGUCAUUGCUCGUAUGUGGUCUGGCCGUUUGAGCCCCCCAUCUGAAGUUGCGAUGGAGGCAUGGGUGAAAGAUCAGCACGAGAAGAAAGGAGAAGGCAAGGCAAUUCAUGUCAUGGUUUGUCCUGAAGACGUCGACUACGUCAACCGCAUGCAUGAGCUAAGCAAGGAGGCACCAAGGGCUCCUGAAUUGGGUCUCGAGAAUGAAGGACAAGGCAAGUUACCUCCAUACUGGGGACUGGACAAGAGAUGGGUACGAGAGAGAGUGCCAAAGAUCAAGCUGAGGACCUUGGUUUCGAUUAUGAAGAGUGGAAGAGGACUGUCGAGGAAGGCGAAAAGCUCUUUUGAGUUGAACAUGAUUGGAUAG